Trichomycterus rosablanca is the source of this 1795-nucleotide messenger RNA. RefSeq names its product prolyl 3-hydroxylase 1-like. The transcript is spliced from 11 exons. Lineage: Eukaryota; Metazoa; Chordata; Actinopteri; Siluriformes; Trichomycteridae. The record is from RefSeq and is a predicted model, not a curated record. Gene Ontology annotation, biological process: collagen metabolic process. The annotation marks the transcript as partial. Gene Ontology annotation, cellular component: endoplasmic reticulum. Gene Ontology annotation, molecular function: procollagen-proline 3-dioxygenase activity; protein binding.
AUGAAGAUCUUCAAAAGGAGGCUGGAGUCUGCUACUGUACAAACCCGGAUCUCCAAAAUGCGGGUCACCAUGUCUCUCUUAGCUCUUUUGCUUUUCUUUAAUUUGGACUUUAGCUCCUCUGAGACGCAGAUCGGGGGUAUUUUGGAACCGUAUGAUCUGUUGUUUGAUAAUGCAGUGGAAGCGUAUUAUAAACAGGACUGGCUCUCAGUGAUCCUGAACAUGGAGCGAGCUCUCAGGAAUAAGAACACGGUGCGCAAAAUAAGGGCACAGUGUCGGGUAACCUGUGCCAACCAGACUGCUUUCGGAGAGCAAGUAUUUGGAUUGGGUACCCCGGUGCCAGGGACUGGUCCCGUUCAGGAUUUAGCGUUUUUCCAACGUGUGUUAAAGCGGGCGGAGUGUGUGAACGCCUGUGAAACUGAAAAACUGGGACCUCUGAGUCUGCACAAAGUCAGUGAUGAGAUAGAGCUGGAGUUUAAAAAGAGGAGUCCAUAUAAUUACCUGCAAGUGGCUUAUUUUAAGAUAAAUAAGCUUGACAAAGCUGUGGCUGCGGCGAACACAUUUUAUGUGGCAAAUCCGGGGCACGUGGAGAUGAGACAGAACCUGGAGUACUACAGUCUGAUGGCAGGCGUGCAGGAAACUGAUUUUAAGGACCUUGAGGCCAGACCACACAUGGCUGAAUUUCUGGAAGGGAAAAGGCUUUACAGUUCAGAAGACUUUUUCUCAGCUAUUGAUCAUUUUGAGGCAGCGUUAGAGGAGUUUUUCACCUCCGAUACAGAGUGCAGGGCGUUGUGUGAGGGAGAAUAUGAUUACGAUGGCUACAACUACAUGGAGUACAACGCUGACCUCUUCCAGUCAAUCACAGAUCACUACCUGCAUGUUCUAAACUGUAAACAGAACUGUGGUGUAGAACUGGCCUCCACUGCUGGAAGAGAAAAGCCAUUUGAAGACUUCCUUCCAUCACAUUUUAACUACCUCCAGUUUUCCUACUACAACACUGAGCAAUAUGGAAAAGCCAUUGAAUGUACUAAAACGUACCUCCUGUUUCAUCCUGAGGACGAAGUAAUGAGACAAAACCUGGCAUAUUACUCUGCCAUGCUCGGAGAAGACAAGGCCGCUGACAUCCCAGCCAGAGAGGUUGUCCAGCAGUAUAUUAAGAAGUCCUUGCUGGAGAAAGAGCUCCUUUACUUUGGCUUUGAAACUUUUGGAGUCACGUUUGUUGAUCCCGACACAUGGACACCUGCAGAAAUUAUGCCUAAGAAACUCAGAGACAAGCAGAAGGCAGACAGAGAAACGGCUGCUCGGAUUACAGAGGAGAUUGGUAACCUCAUGAAAGAGAUUGAGACGCUAGUGGAGGAGAAGUCCAAGGAGUCAUCAGACCUUUCCAAGAUGAUUAAUGAAGCUCCUUCUGCAGCAGAUGGCUUGAUGUUUGACGAUAUCACGGUGAGCAUGACAGCCAAAGCUCUGAACGGCUCUGAGCGAGUGGUGCUGGAUGGGGUCAUCACGGACGACGAAUGCCGAGAACUACACCGACUGUCAAACGCAGCAGCACAGAAAGGUGACGGUUACAGAGGAAGGCCGAACCCUCACUCACCCAGCGAGAUGUUUCAGGGGGUCACCGUCCUCAAAGCUCUUAAGCUUGGUCAGGAGGGUGUACUUCCUCUGAAGAGUGCUCGUCUGUUUUUUUAUAUCAGUGAGAAGGUUCGAAAAGUGGUCGAGUCCUCUUUCAGCCUGCAGACUCCUCUUUACUUCUCCUACUCCCACCUCGUCUGUCGCUCAGCCAUCGAGGGUAAGAAAA